Messenger RNA from Helianthus annuus (common sunflower), 774 nucleotides. RefSeq lists its product as uncharacterized. The record is from RefSeq and is a predicted model, not a curated record. Lineage: Eukaryota; Viridiplantae; Streptophyta; Magnoliopsida; Asterales; Asteraceae. Bases 1 to 774 code for a protein of 257 amino acids. The transcript has a single exon.
AUGAGACAAGCAUCAGAUAGAAGGAAUUCAAAGUUUUCUUUGUCAGCGGCUCAAGAGUUUAAUGGUUUUAUUGAUGACGCGAAUCUGCAUGAGUAUUCAUUGAAGGGUAGGAGAUUCACUUAUGUUGUUGGAGAUAAAAUGAGCCGUAUUGAUAGGAUAUUUGUGAACUGGAAUUUCUUCAUGGAUUGGCCUAAUGCGGAGUAUCUGGCUCUUGCUCGUGAAGAAUCAGAUCAUUGUCCGCUUGUGCUAAAGACGAUGUCUCGGAAUUUCGGCCCUAAGCCAUUUAGAUUUUAUAAUUCUUGGUUGGGUAGGGAAGAUUUUUAUGGUGUUAUGAGGAAAGCUUUGGAGGAUAAGGUUUUUGCUGGUAACCCGGAUGAUAGGAUUAUGAAAAAAUUUAGAUGGCUUCGGAAAGUGAUUGGUGAAUGGAACGUGAAGAGAAUUGAAAAAGAAAAGCAAGAAAAAGCGGUUUUAGAAGAGGAGCUUCAUAAUGUGGAAUUGGAUAUGGAAUCUAGAGAUCUGUCAGAAGAGGAAAAAUGGGUUUUAGAAGAAACGAGGAGAAGACUUAGACAAUUGGAAGACUUUCAUCAGAGGGAUCUUAAUCAGAAAUCAAGGAACAAUUGGGCGAAGCAUGGGGAUGAUAAUACGCGAUACUUUCAUGGAUUUAUCAAUAAAAGGAGAGCCGCGAACCAUAUUCCGGGCCUUAUGGUGAGUGGUGGUUGGGAGACUAAACCAGCAGUGAUCAAAAGAGAGGUUCUUAGUUUUUUCUCGAAAUAA